CUGGCCCAACAACCCCCUCCACCUCCACCAUGCACCUGCUACAGCCUCACCUCAGCAGACACCCCCUUCAUCUUCACUCACAACGAGAUCUGGGACUUUCGCGCGCAGCCCCUCCCUCAACCCCAACCUCAACAAGAUCAACAACAACAACAACCCACCCUCCUCUCCCAAACCCCCCUCGUCUCCUCCUGGCGUCCCCAAACCUGGCACCGCCCCCCAUCAGGCCGCGCCAUCUCCCCCAUGCACAACGAAGACGCCAACGUCUUCCUAACUCCCCACCCGGACGCCCCCGCCCCAGCAACAGCCCUCAUGCUCCGCGCCACCCGCCACGCAGACCACACCGCCACAGCGGAGAUCGAGUCCACCAUCGACUCCAUCAAGCACUGCUCGCUGCGUGUGCGCAUGCGUCUGGUGAAUCUGGCUCCUACGCCUGGACCCGUCCCACCGGGCGUCUGCGCCGGCCUCUUCAUCUAUAACUCCGCUACCUCUGAAUCGGACAUCGAGAUCCUCACGCAUGAUCCUAUAACCAUGGCGCACUACGCUAAUCAACCGGAUUAUGACCCCGUCACGGACGCCAUCAUCCCCGGCUCGAUGGUCGUUGUCCCUGACUUGCCUCGGCCAUGGACGGAGUGGUCUACCCACCGCCUGGAUUGGGUCCCUGGCGAGUCAGCCUGGUACGCGGAUGGGAAGCUCGUCGCGAGGCUAGCCUACGGCGUUAUGCAGACUGAGGGUCGACCGAUCUUGAAUCUCUGGAGUGAUGGGGGUGGCUGGACGGGUGAUAUGCCUGUCGGAAGUAGUGUCGGGAUGGCAAUUGAGUGGGUGCAGUUGGCUUAUAAU
This is a messenger RNA of Aspergillus campestris IBT 28561, 837 nucleotides long. Its product is annotated as glycoside hydrolase family 16 protein. The transcript has a single exon. The annotation marks the transcript as partial. Gene Ontology annotation, molecular function: hydrolase activity, hydrolyzing O-glycosyl compounds. NCBI's taxonomy places the organism in Eukaryota, Fungi, Ascomycota, Eurotiomycetes, Eurotiales, Aspergillaceae. Gene Ontology annotation, biological process: carbohydrate metabolic process. The record is from RefSeq and is a predicted model, not a curated record.